Molecule: messenger RNA, 1418 nt
Organism: Bursaphelenchus xylophilus (pine wood nematode)
Lineage: Eukaryota; Metazoa; Nematoda; Chromadorea; Rhabditida; Aphelenchoididae
Source: the annotation of a GenBank genome assembly
AUGCUGACCACCAUCUCCUUCAAUUCUUUCAAUCUUUCCAAGUCUACUGUAAGUCUCAGUAUGACUUGAUAAAACCUUAUUAAUCUCUAUGUUCAGAUAGCUACAGUUACAUUUUCUGACAGUCCAGAGACUAUUUUUCUCAAGUUUUCUCAAUAUUCUAAUAAAGAAUUCUGUGUUUUAUAUGAUUUCUGGACGCCCUCAGAUCAUCUUAAGGAUAGGAUCACAUUCGUUGUCCAUUCCACAAUAGAUUAUGUACAAUAUUUAGAGAAACAUGUAAGUUUCGCUUUAAAUUAAAUUAAAUUCUCGUCCAUUUCAGAUAGAUUCUUGGACCGGGGCCAUUUCCUUGGCUAUUUUUAUCGAUUAUCCCGACGAAAACGACUUUAUUAAGAACACGAAGGCAAGUAUUUUUGAUUACAAUAUAAGAUUACUUUAUUUUUUUCAGUUAGUGCUUUCCAAAUUGGAAACUCUGGAAACAGCAAAGUCCUCUGGAAUCGUGGGGAUCCAUUUAUUCUACAGGAAUCCGACGAAUACGACCGCGUGUGGGGAUAUUACUAUAACAACAGCAGAGACGAGAGGGACAUAUUCUGAUGUGGAUUCGAUAUAUCCGAUUAAUGUUGCGAGGAAUAUUGCCCGAAAAGGGUCCAAAACUAAAUUAUUUAUCUCCGGAGAUAUCGAGAACUACUUUGUUACAAACUAUGAACACAGGAUGAGAAAGCUGGCCAUGGAGAAGUUGAUUAAGUAAGGAGAUUACAAUAACUCAUAACCAAAUUAAAUAUUUAAGCAGCAAAGAGAAGUUGGCGUUGGUUCAUCGACGAUUUGAAGUGGAAAACGGACUUAAACUACCGAAAACAAAGAACGAAUUACAGCUACUUUACAACAGGGGAAAAGCAGUAGUCUUUCACAGAUAUUUCUACCAGGUCGGGCAUGCCAUUCCAAAUAUAGAUGCUUGGUUUAAUCACAAAGAAGAUUUGAAUAACACUUCUGUUCAGAGGGUAAGUUCACUGCAAAUCGUACUACUAUUAACAGACAGCGUAAUCUCAUCGUUUCAGAUAAUGGAUUAUCCAAAUCCUCGAUGGGAGCCUCAGUUUGUUGGUCUGAAUUCAGAAGUUCCUCUCCACGAUGAAUCUUUUCCUUUUCGAAUGAGUUCCAAUACUCAUUUGUGCUCGGAGAUGUGCAGAGCCGGCUUCAGAUUCGCGAUUGUUUAUGAUUUAUUCACUAUUCAUGUGGGGAUCAAAAAAAAAGAAAGUCCCAAUGAAUUGGCGGUAAAGAAGAAGGUCUGGAAGAGUGGUUAUCGGCAGGUAAUCUUAUCCAUGCUUUUUCUGGAUAUCAUAUUUUUUCAGAUUGUCGAUGAUUUUGUAAAACGCCUUGACCUACAGUAUCCCUCAACCAAAAAUAAAUGUCCCAAAUUUGUGCCAUAG